UUUUGACCGAAGAUGAAGUCGAUCUGGGCGACGACGCUCCUCCUCGCGGCCGCGGCCUACGGCGCGCUGCUCCCGACGCUGAGCUUUGAGAAGCCGUUCGACGCGAUCAGCGCCGACGGUGUCCGCGAAAUCUCGGACGACUUUUCUUUCGGCGGCCACGCGCAGGUGAACCGCCACUUUGUGCGCUUGACGACCGACCGCCAGAGCAAGCGCGGCCAUGUCUGGAGCAAGAACACGAUCGGGUCGGCGCAGCUCUCGAAGCCCGAGUUCUCGAUCAUCUUGACGUUCCGCAUCAGCGGCCAGGCCGAGCGCUGGUACGGCGACGGCAUUGGCCUCUGGGUCACGACCGAGCCGCGCCACACGGACGGCGCCAACCACGGCUUUACUGACAAGUUUACGGGCUUUGGCAUCGUCGUCGACACGUUUGUCAACACUGAGCAGCGCGGUGGCCACAAGGACGUCAUGUUCCUCACGAACGACGGCACGAAAAACGUCGACGACCUCCUCCACGGCGAGAAGCGUGGCUGCGAUGCCAAGGGCCUCCGCUACCACGAGCGCAACGCCAACUUUUCGCCGUCGCUGAGCAUGUCCCGCAUGAAGGUGCAGUUCUCCAACAACCGCGUCACGAUCCAGCUCGACCCGACCGACAGCGGCGUGUGGUCGCCGCCGUGCCACACGGAGAUGGUCGACUUGCCGGCCAACUGGUUCACGCAGGCGACGAUCGGCGUCACGGCCUCGACCGGAUCGCUCGCCGAUACGCACGACAUCAUUGGCCUCCAGGUCUACGAUCACAACGACGACCAGGAGAUUGCGGCCAAGGACGCCAAGAUCUUUGAGGACCGUCUGCCGGCGGCGUCGAUGGACGACUUGCAGGACAUUACGCAGGUCAACGACAUCAAGGUGCAGCGCCUCCAGAAGCAGUACAACCGCAUGAUUGAAGAUUUCGAGCACGAGUUUGCCUCCUUGAAGGAAGAGACGGCCAACACGAUCGCCAAGCUCCGCAAGCAGGAGGAAGACGACUCGAAGCGCAUUGCCGAGCUCGAAGCGUGGGUCAAUGGCCGCGUCAACGAAAAGGUCGACACGAAGGUCAAGGAGAUUGAAGCGACUGUCGACAACAAGCUCGACGAAAAGCUCGCGACCGCCGGCUCGACCGGCUGGAAGACGCCGUUCUUCCUCCUCAUUCUCGCGCUCGCCGGCGCCGCGGCCUUUGGCUAUAAGAAGUACCAAGAGCUCCGCAAGUCGCACUUGCUGUAAGCGUAGCGACGUAGAGCUAGCCUUGAAUACAUGACUGAUACAUUGCUG
This is a messenger RNA of Saprolegnia diclina VS20, 1302 nucleotides long. RefSeq lists its product as hypothetical. The transcript is spliced from 4 exons. Gene Ontology annotation, molecular function: D-mannose binding. The coding region runs from base 13 to 1254 and encodes 413 amino acids. NCBI's taxonomy places the organism in Eukaryota, Oomycota, Saprolegniomycetes, Saprolegniales, Saprolegniaceae. Gene Ontology annotation, cellular component: endoplasmic reticulum-Golgi intermediate compartment; COPII-coated ER to Golgi transport vesicle; endoplasmic reticulum membrane. The record is from RefSeq and is a predicted model, not a curated record. Gene Ontology annotation, biological process: endoplasmic reticulum to Golgi vesicle-mediated transport; Golgi organization; endoplasmic reticulum organization.